CUACAUUUGCUUAUUUGCGCUUUGGAAUUUCACAUCCACUAUUUGGGCCCAAAAUAAAAGCGUCCGUAUAGCUAACUCCAGUGCAACAGCAACAGCAGAGCCAGCCGGUAGCAAAAGCAAAAGCGGAUAAAAGUUCCAAACAAAUUUAAUUUCCAGUUUCGAACCACACACCAAUCUCAAAGAUGACCACCUACUUCAACUAUCCCAGCAAGGAGCUGCAGGAGGAGCUUAAGUCGAUUGCCCAGGCUAUCGUUGCUCCCGGCAAGGGUAUUCUCGCCGCCGAUGAGUCUGUGUCGACCAUGGGCAAGCGCUUGAAGGACAUUGGUGUGGAGAACACCGAUGACAACCGUCGUGCCUAUCGCCAGCUGUUGUUCACCACCGACGACAAGCUCGCCGAGAACAUCUCCGGUGUGAUUCUGUUCCACGAGACUCUCUACCAGAAGGCCGACGAUGGCACUCCCUUCGUUCAGCUGCUGAAGAAGAAGGGCAUCAUUCCCGGCAUCAAGGUCGAUUCCGGUGUUGUGCCACUGAUGGGCUCCGAGGAUGAGACCACCACCCAGGGUCUGGACAACUUGGCCGCUCGCUGCGCCCAGUACAAGAAGGACGGCUGCGACUUCGCCAAGUGGCGUUGCGUGCUGAAGAUCGGCAAGAACACCCCCUCAUACCAGUCGAUCCUGGAGAACGCCAAUGUGCUGGCUCGCUAUGCUUCCAUCUGCCAGUCGGAGCGCAUUGUGCCCAUUGUGGAGCCCGAGGUGCUGCCCGAUGGUGAUCACGAUCUGGAUCGUGCCCAGAAGGUCACCGAGACUGUGCUCGCCGCCGUCUACAAGGCGCUCAACGAUCACCACGUCUACCUGGAGGGUACUCUGCUGAAGCCCAACAUGGUUACUGCUGGUCAGUCCGCCAAGAAGAACACACCCGAGGAGAUUGGUCUGGCCACCGUGCAGGCUCUGCGUCGCACCGUGCCCUCCGCCGUUCCCGGCAUCACCUUCCUGUCUGGCGGUCAGUCCGAGGAGGAGGCCACAGUCAAUCUGAGCGCCAUCAACAAGGUUGCUCUGCUGAAGCCAUGGGCUUUGACCUUCUCGUACGGUCGUGCUCUGCAAGCCUCCGUGCUGAAGGCCUGGGGUGGCAAGAAGGAGAACGUUGCCGCCGGCCAAGCUGAGCUGCUCAAGCGCGCUCGCGCCAAUGCUCUUGGUUGCCAAGGCAAAUACGUCGCCGGCUCGAUUCCUUCGUUUGCGGGCAAUGCCAGUCUAUUUGGCAACGGUGAUGCCGCUCAGGGCAAAUAUGUUGCUGGCAGCGCUGGCAGCGAUUCCGGCUCGCUGUUCAUUGCCAACCACGCCUACUAAAUGGGCAGCAAUUGCAACAACAACAACAACAGCAACAACAUCAGCAGCAGAGCGUUAAUUGUUAAUCAUCAUUUGAUUAUUAACAAUUUCCAAA
This is a messenger RNA of Drosophila busckii, 1437 nucleotides long. Its product is annotated as fructose-bisphosphate aldolase. Gene Ontology annotation, molecular function: fructose-bisphosphate aldolase activity. Gene Ontology annotation, biological process: glycolytic process; fructose 1,6-bisphosphate metabolic process. NCBI's taxonomy places the organism in Eukaryota, Metazoa, Arthropoda, Insecta, Diptera, Drosophilidae. Gene Ontology annotation, cellular component: cytosol. The coding region runs from base 183 to 1343 and encodes 386 amino acids. The transcript is spliced from 5 exons. The record is from RefSeq and is a predicted model, not a curated record.